GUUAUGUGUUUUCGUUGCGUCUGCGUGUGUGGUGAGUGUUAUUGGUCGCUCGUUUGCAUUAGAGCGAAUUCGACGCUUCAGGCAGCUGUAGUAGUCGUGUUUACAACGUCAGCACAUCCUGAAAACCUCCCAGCGCCGUAGGAUGCCGCGAACUCUUCGGUACAUGUGAAACUCUUCACAGUAAGCUCGCGUUUCACGUGCGCUGCGCAGAAGAGGUUAUUCUGUGGUUUACAGUGUGGGAUAUAUGCGCGCCAGUUCACUGUGAUCGGUAAACUCCUCGUCGAACCUGCUGCUACCGAACGCCCUGUGCGAACGUUCAUACUGUUGCCAGUGGUGUUGACCUUUUAAGUUAUGUGUUGAAGAAGUAGUUGUGCAGUCUCGAAGCCCUUCAAGAUGAUAUCGAUUUUACCCUUCACACCCCCGGUUGUUAAGCGCUUGUUGGGUUGGAAGAAAGGCGAAGGAGAAGACAAAUGGAGCGAGAAAGCCGUCAAAAGUUUGGUGAAGAAGCUGAAGAAAUCUGGAGGAAUGGAUGAACUCGAGAAGGCGAUUUCUACUCAAGACGCUCACACUGCGUGCAUCACUAUUCCCAGUGGGGGGGUGGCCGUGGGCAGGUCGCUGGACGGCCGGCUGCAGGUGUCGCACCGCAAGGGGCUGCCACACGUCAUCUACUGCCGCCUGUGGCGCUGGCCCGACCUGCAGAGCCACCACGAGUUGCGCGCCACCGACCACUGCCAGUAUGCCUUCCAUCUCAAGAAGGACGAGGUGUGCGUCAACCCCUACCACUACCAGCGAGUAGAGACACCCGCAUUGCCGCCAAUUCUUGUGCCGAGGCAGACUGGCGACCUACCCACAGAGCUGCCCAGCUUGGAUGAUUAUGCCAACUCGGUGCCUGACAACACAGACUUUCCGUCGAGCCUAGACGUGCAGGCUUUUCCUCUCACAGAGACACCUCCGCCGGGUUACAUGAGCGAAGACGGAGAAACCACUGAUCAAAAUGGCGCUGACAGCAUGGAUACGGUACUCCUCUCUUCACCCAGCCCUUCACCAGAAGUGCAGCCGGUGACGUACACGGAGCCGGCUUUCUGGUGCUCCAUCUCGUACUACGAGCUCAACACACGGGUUGGGGAGACGUUCCACGCUUCACAGCCCUCCCUCACUGUGGACGGCUUCACGGACCCCUCGAGCUCAGAGCGGUUCUGCCUUGGCCUCCUGUCCAACGUCAACCGCAACUCAGUCGUUGAGCAGACCCGGAAGCAUAUUGGGCGUGGUGUACGCUUGUACUACAUAGGCGGUGAGGUGUUUGCGGAGUGCCUGAGCGAUAGCAGCAUCUUUGUGCAAAGCCCCAACUGCAACCAGCGGUACGGAUGGCACCCUGCUACGGUGUGCAAGAUACCUCCAGGCUGCAACCUGAAGAUCUUCAACAACCAGGAGUUUGCGGCCCUGCUGACGACGUCGGUGUCCCGGGGCUUCGAGGCUGUGUAUCAGCUGACGCGCAUGUGCACCAUUCGCAUGAGCUUUGUGAAGGGCUGGGGUGCAGAGUACCGGCGCCAGACAGUCACCUCCACCCCAUGCUGGGUCGAGCUGCACCUCAACGGUCCCCUGCAGUGGCUCGAUCGCGUGCUCACCCAGAUGGGUUCGCCCCGCGUGCCCUGCAGCUCCAUGUCGUGAACUCCUCCUGUCACCUCCUCCCAACGUAGCGGUGGUUAGCUGGUGCGUCUCUCUCGUGUGCCUGUGUGCGUGGUUGUGCAGUUUUUUUUUCUACACUGUCUCGCAGGUGCUUGGGUGUGUUAGAGGGGUCGAGAGACGGCCUUUUUUUGUAAUCGCAGCACCCGCCCGUCGAGGGGCGCUUUGUCAUUUUUUGCCGGCUACCGAGGGGCCGUGUAAGUGGGCAAAAUUGGCUUGCAUAGCAGUCAGUCACCACUCAUUGGGCAACCUGCUACUAUAUCGUCUUAGCUGUCCCGAAAUUACUAGACAUCGGAAACUACUUGAUUCGUUUUUCACCCGCACACCUUUCUUCCGAGACGGGGAGCGGGGGUGACGCUUGUGAGCACUUCAUUCCCACCGGUAUUUGCUGUGCUGCUCCUCAAGGGAGCGCCAUUGUAUCGCUGGUUAGCAAGAAAGGGGCACCUAUUAGGUGACUAGAUUUGUGUGGAGAUGUCAUUUUGAGUUUUUUUUAUGCCCUUUCAUUUCUUGUUGUCCAAUCAGCUGUGCCCCCUGUUUUAGAUUGCUUGCCGAACAGGAUUGGAAACUGCAAAAGCAAAAUGAAAUGAUUUUCUUGUUUGUGUUUUAUUUUAUAUUUUUAAAAUUUUAGGCCUCUACUGGAGGCUUUUCUGUCAUUUGUAGAGUGUGCAAUGCUUCUCGAAAUGUUUGGAAGUACAUUAACGCUUUCAGUGAGGACCCUGCAGCUUACUCAUUGCUUGCCCUGUCAAGAAACGGAAGCUGGAGAAAGAGCACAACAAACGGAUGUGGUGAAAACGACAAGACACGGCGCUUCACUAUGUCCCAUUGUUGCGCUGUUCGUUCCACUUCGUUUCGCACCAAUUAGCCCAGUUCAGUGCUGUCCUCCCACUGUGGUUUACACAAAUAUGUAAAAUGAUUUGCUGGCAAGUAGAGGUUUUAUUGUGUGAAUGCUUGCAGACGUGUCGUUUAGUCAUCACAUCGUGCUCGUUUGCACAC
Messenger RNA from Rhipicephalus sanguineus (brown dog tick), 2676 nucleotides. Its product is annotated as mothers against decapentaplegic homolog 3. The record is from RefSeq and is a predicted model, not a curated record. NCBI's taxonomy places the organism in Eukaryota, Metazoa, Arthropoda, Arachnida, Ixodida, Ixodidae. Bases 394 to 1668 code for a protein of 424 amino acids. The transcript has 8 exons. Gene Ontology annotation, cellular component: heteromeric SMAD protein complex. Gene Ontology annotation, biological process: transforming growth factor beta receptor signaling pathway; BMP signaling pathway; anatomical structure morphogenesis. Gene Ontology annotation, molecular function: I-SMAD binding; DNA-binding transcription factor activity, RNA polymerase II-specific; RNA polymerase II cis-regulatory region sequence-specific DNA binding.